Messenger RNA from Musa acuminata subsp. malaccensis (wild Malaysian banana), 1134 nucleotides. Its product is annotated as transcription factor bHLH35. Gene Ontology annotation, molecular function: protein dimerization activity; DNA-binding transcription factor activity; sequence-specific DNA binding. The record is from RefSeq and is a predicted model, not a curated record. Lineage: Eukaryota; Viridiplantae; Streptophyta; Magnoliopsida; Zingiberales; Musaceae. Gene Ontology annotation, cellular component: nucleus. Gene Ontology annotation, biological process: regulation of DNA-templated transcription.
ACGCAGUGGAUCAGAGCAUCCGUGCGUUUCUUGGUCUCAUGGACGCCGAUCCAAGUGAGUAUGCCAACUACUGGGAGAUCAAGUGUCUCCUAGACGCGGAGGAGCUCUGCAGCUUGGGAUUUGAUGAAACCUUGUCCGGGUACUGCAACUCCAGCUCGCCGGACAUGGCCGCUCAUUCGGCGCUACCGAAUACCAUCAUCAUGGAGCGGGAACGGAGGAAAAAGCUCAACAGAAAGCUGUACAAUCUCCGGAGUGUAGUCCCCAACAUGACAAAGACGAGCAAGGCGUCGAUAAUCUUCGACGCGAUCAACUACAUCCAACAGCUCCAAGAGCAAGAGAGAUCACUGCUGAAAGAGAUAUCGGAGCAGGAGUCUCACAGGAAGAGAGUUGCACCGGUCGAUGGACAGCUUUGCCGUGCACAAGCGAAGAAGUGGAGAACGGCGCCACGGAGCUCGUGCAGUGCCGAACUUGAGUUGCCGAUGAUGCCGUCCGUGGAAGCGAUGGAAGUCAGCGUGCGUGAGUUGGGCAAUGGGAUCUCUGUCAUCAUCAUCACUUGCAGCAAGAAGAGGCAUGCCAUGGUUCGCGUGUGUGAGGUCGUCGAGUCUCUCGAUCUCAGGAUCGUCGCUGCCAGUGUCGCGUCUAGAUCCGGAAUGGUCUUCCACACUCUAAUGGUCGAGGUUGAUGGAGGGCAGAGUGCUCAUCUGAAGGAAAAGAUCGAAGCCACCUUCGAGCAUUUGAUGCCUCGAGAAGCCACUGCAUCAUUUCGUGAAGCCGAUCCAAAUAUUACAAGACCGAGAACUCCAUUGUUCUACUCAUAGGAUGACAGAUCCAAGAGUUUGAGCAUGUAUGAUCAGCUGCUAUGUUUCUGUGAAUCCAAGUGUAUCGGAUCAUUGCUGAGCUAGCUAGAGAUCCUGCAAUGUAAAAGACAAGGAUGUUAAGAGGUUGUCGAAUAGGUCUCAACAUUGCAGUGCACCAAACAAUAAAAUGAAUGAUGUAGAAGCACUUGUAUUAGGAGUCUCUAGUUUUAGGAGAUGAAAUAAAGAAUGCAUUAACGUAAUCAUGUUAUUAUACAUUCUACCACAAUUUAUGUGUUAUGGUGUCUGAGAUAAAAAAGUGUUUCUUGCAUUGCAUCUA